Molecule: messenger RNA, 2901 nt
Organism: Ogataea haglerorum
Lineage: Eukaryota; Fungi; Ascomycota; Pichiomycetes; Pichiales; Pichiaceae
Exons: 1
Coding region: 1-2901 (966 amino acids)
Biological process (GO): tubulin complex assembly; post-chaperonin tubulin folding pathway; microtubule cytoskeleton organization
Molecular function (GO): GTPase activator activity; beta-tubulin binding
Source: RefSeq, a predicted model, not a curated record
AUGGAAGACGUCCAGAUCUCAAAGCUUGCAGACCAGCUCCUGCGGGAUAUAGAUUUGCGGCUUGACAGAGCGCUUUGCGGGAGCCAGCCUGCCGACCCGCGCGCCCUGCAGGCCUUGCUGGAUCGCAUUGAACAGUUCCAGCCAAACCCCCAGCUCCUGGACUCGCGGCUGCGUUCGUUUGUGGGCCGUUUGGUGGACGUGUACCGUCGUGUGCUGGCGGGCGAGCUGGCCUGCGGGGAGCAGGUUGGCGUGAUAUUCUACCACCUCGCCAAAAUACGAGGCAUCAAGGUGGUCUCCAACUGUCUGACGAGCGAUCUGUACCUGUUGGUGUCAGUCAUUGACAAAACGGGCCGUCUCGGCGCUUCUGACCGUGCACAGUGGCAGGAGACCUUUUUCCUGCUAGUAUGGCUGUCGAUCCUGGUUCUGGUGCCGUUUCCGCUCGAGAAAGUCAGGCCCGGUCUCUCAGAGGCUCUCUUUGACCUCUCCCGCAAACACCUCCAGUCCAGCGGCAAGGAGAGCGACGCGGCGGCGUUGCUGACGGCACGGCUGCUGUCACGUGCGGACUGCGCGACGUUGCUCCAGCGUUUUGUCGCGGACAACUUCAACUCGCUCGCGUGGGAGCAAAAAAGCGUGUUUGAGCAGCUCGGCCUCCUCACAACGACAAACCACCUGUUCCGGCUGUGUGCGCCACAGACGCUCGAGCUGUUUGGGCAGCGCCUGCUGGUGCUGAUUGCAAACGAGCUGGACACGCCGAACGCCUCGUGCUUGCGGUUUUUUGUCAAGAACCUCGGCAAGCUGGGCGUCCAUUUUGUGCGGACCGGCGACUACGACGCGGUCGAGGAGGUAUUUAACUAUCUGUUUGACUUUGUCGGGCACGCCAGCACGGUUAUCCGGUACUCUGUGGCAAAGCAGCUGGCGAAGAUCGCGGGGCUGCUCCCGCAGCAGCUGCGCAACGACGUGGUGCGUGCGCUGGUUGCACAGCUCGAGCUCUCUGCCGACGGCCGCGUCGACGCCGAGUCGAUCGACGUCGAGCUCUUCCACGGCGUGUUGCUGGCAAUCGGCGAGCAGGCGCGCACGAGACAGCUGGACACGGCGUUCUUGCCCGAGCUGGCUGCCCUGCUGCACCAGACGCUUUUCCUGGAGCAGUACCGCGUGACCCACGCAGUCGGGUCGAAUGUGCGCGACGCGACGUGUUUCAUCAUCUGGUCGCUGGCCAAACGGUACAGAACAGACGAGGUGGGCCUUGAGCUGUGGCGGGCAUUUUUCCGCGACCUGGUGCUGUGCUGCUGUUUCGACAAGGAGCUGAUUGUGCGGCGCGCGGGCGCCGCGUGCGUGCAGGAGGUGGUCGGCCGCCACGGCGACAUUUUCGACCGCCACGACAGGCACAGCCUCAAGGUGAAACUGGUCGAGGCCCUGGACUACACGGCGCUGGGACAGCUCGACAGGGCGUUUGCGCUGAGUUUGGACAUUUGCAAGAUGGGGCUUUUGGAGAGAGAGAUCCAGGCAGCGCUGGAGCACGCCGUUCUGCACAGAGACUACGAGAUCCGCACACGGGCAGCACAGACGCUGCGAAAGAUCGGCGAUACACAGCUGAUCGGACGGUACUUCGAGAAAGAGUUUCGGCCAGGACGAUUCUAUGUGCUUGCGGAGCUGCUCCAGGACGCAACAGAGCUCGACACCGACAAAUACCACGAGCUUUUCGUGGAGUUCACGUUCGACUUCCACAGAGACCCGUUCCACAAAGGCGAGGAGUUCCUGCACCUCCUGACAGUGUUGUGUCGCCACGGAUUUGUUCCGAACGACCACGAGCUGGACACCGUCUUCAGCGUGGUCAGAAACGGCAGCGACCAGGUUUCGCGGCGGUUCUGCGAGCUCGCGGGGGUGCUCGUGCUACCAGAAAAAUAUAUCACGAAAUGGCUGUCGUAUAUUCGAAACGGAAGUCUGGUGGCUGCGCGCGCCGUUGGACUCGCACACUGGCUGGAAGCAAGACUCGACAACGUGCUGGGGCUGGUGGCCGGGCCGGCCGACGCAGAGCUGCGCAGCUGUCUCAUUCUGUCGCUCGCAGAGUAUCUGCACCGCCACGACGUGGCUGAGCACCAGAAACAGACUCUGAUUGCCUGUCUCGACGACUACACGGUCACCAACCGCGGCGACGUCGGGAGUCUGGUGAGAUCGGCGACAAUGAAGCUCAUCGAGGCCAAUAGAGACAAAUUCGGCAACCGCGCGCUCAUUAACCGCAAACUUCUGCGCAUAGCAGGCGAAACCAUGGAGCGGCUGCGUGUGGCGGCGCUUAAGCUCGCGGCAAAGCUCAACGGCUGGCAGUUCGCCCCGCCAGAGUCCGACGUGGACCAUUUCCAGGCCCUCAUGAAUAUCUACCGUGCGCAUCUCGUGCAAGACAGAGAGCUCUCUCGCGAGUUCUGGAAGGGCUACUGUUUUUCUGCCGGGUCCCAGCAGUCUCUGGCGCAAGCCACCAACGCGGCGCUGCUGGCGUUCUUCCAGGCCUGGGAGCGGCUGGACGACCGAAAAACCGUGCUGGGCGACAUUCUGUCGAUUUUGAAGCCGCUCGGCACCGCACAGGGCCGCGUCGAACGUGCUACCAAAACGCAGGACGCCUGCUUGCGGUUCCUGUGCAACGCACUGGAGCUGAACCUGCCGCUGCCAGCCGACGUUGCUGUGCGGAGCAUCUUUGUGCGCGUGUACAACCUCACGCUCGGGAAAACACACCCGGGACGGCUCGCGGUAGCCAUUCGCGUGUUCGUCCAGCUCGCAAUAGCAGACCCAGCAGACACGAAAGCAGACUGUGUGGCACGGCUGUCGAGGCUGAGCAAGGAACACCCGGCCGCAAGCGUGCGGCUGGCUGCCCUGGAAGCUCUGCAGGAACUUGAGUGCGACUCAGUUUAG